CUUACCCAACGCUACGAGCAUGGUCGCGCUGCGCAUGCUCCUGAGCGCGAUGGCCGUCGCGUCCGCAGGCGCCGCUACGCAUGGCCUAGUUGGCGGCUGGUCGCAAACCUCCAUUGAAGACGCCAAGCCCGCGCUGUACGGCGCCUUCCAGAACGCGAGCUCGGCGUUCGUGUGCGUCACGGGCAUCUCGUCGGUCCAAAAGCAGGUGGUCGCUGGCAUCAAGUACAAGUUCCACGUCGUGGGCUGCCCCGUGAACAACAAGGCGAAGACGCUCGAGUCGUGCCCGGCCACGUUCUGCCCGCCGACCGAUAAGGAUCAGAUCAAUUACGCGAUCGACGUCUUUGCACCGCUCGGCUCGAACGCGUUUGAGCUCAAGGCCGUCGCGAUGGAAGACGCGCCGCCCGAGGUGCUUGUCGGCGGCUGGAAGGAAGGCGACAUUGAGGAUGCGGCCGACGACCUCUACAAUGGCCUCUCGCAAGAAACGUCGUACAAGAACAGCAACACGGCGCAUGUCUGCGUCACGUCGAUCGAGCACGUCCACCAGCAGGUCGUCUCGGGCAUGAACUACCGCUUCGACGUGCUUGGCUGCCAAGUGCCCAACGCGGUCGCGGCCACGCGCGGCUGCAGCUGUGCGUCGUCGAUGCCGUUUAAGAUUGGUCUCUACGCGCAGUCGUGGACACAUACGUACGAGGUGCUUUCGGUCGAGUCAGCAGCCCCGCUUGCUGGCAGCUGGAAGCACGCCGAGAUGAACAGCGAAGCCAAAGACGACUUUUACAAUGCGCUGACCAACGACACGUCGCACGCCCACGUCUGCGUUUCGUCGUUCUUGGCGGUCGCGACCCAAGUCGUCGCCGGCACUACGUACCGCUUCAACGUUGAAGGCUGCGCCGUGGCCUCGGCGCUGAGCACGGGCCCGACCUGCACGUGCGCCCCAAACGCGCUCAAGACGUACCUGAUUUCCAUCUUUGUGCAGCCCUGGACGCAUACGUACGAGGUGAUCCAUGUCUACGAGGAGUCGCAGCUCCUUCAGCUCGUGACGCAGUGGAUCAGCGCCAACGACCGCAACCAGUUUGGUGACGCCAAGGACACGUCGUACCUCGGUGGCACGCCGCUCAUGAACGAGCUCACGGGCGAAAGCAUGACGCUGCUCGAGUAUGUGACCCAGCAGCACCCCGACUUGCCCUGGCUCGCCGACAAGCAGGUGGUGUCGCUCCGCCUCAACCACAAUGGUGUCUCGUCCGUCGAUGCGGCCGCCAAGCCGCUCGCCGUCAUUGGCCUCAUCGUGAGCUGCGUGCUCGUGGUCUCGCUCGUCGUGCUGCACAAGCACUCACGGCAGCGCACCAAGACGUACGAACAGCUGCAGACGGAACACUAAGCCGCCCUAACCCGCUUUCAACCCUAACCCCUGUUACAUGUCCUUUUUUGUUAGCAU
Messenger RNA from Saprolegnia diclina VS20, 1432 nucleotides. RefSeq lists its product as hypothetical. The transcript has a single exon. The record is from RefSeq and is a predicted model, not a curated record. Gene Ontology annotation, molecular function: cysteine-type endopeptidase inhibitor activity. NCBI's taxonomy places the organism in Eukaryota, Oomycota, Saprolegniomycetes, Saprolegniales, Saprolegniaceae. The coding region runs from base 20 to 1375 and encodes 451 amino acids.